Molecule: messenger RNA, 1109 nt
Organism: Ornithodoros turicata
Lineage: Eukaryota; Metazoa; Arthropoda; Arachnida; Ixodida; Argasidae
Product: zinc finger protein 367-like
Exons: 4
Coding region: 119-943 (274 amino acids)
Biological process (GO): regulation of transcription by RNA polymerase II
Cellular component (GO): nucleus
Molecular function (GO): DNA-binding transcription factor activity, RNA polymerase II-specific; RNA polymerase II cis-regulatory region sequence-specific DNA binding
Source: RefSeq, a predicted model, not a curated record
CAGGAGUCACCGGAAUCGCAACGCAAGUGGCGCGAAGUUCGUCCCUUCCCCAAAUCUUGCAGGCACAUGCUUGUGUGGAGCAUCUGCUCGGUGUGGCGCGCUUUUUCCAUAGUGCACAAUGUCUGCGGAACGUCCUUCUUGCGUUAGCCCAAAACGUAGGAGACUGAAUGACACGUCUCCAUCCUGCCCCACUUUAAAGGACUUGGCCAUUUAUCCCUGGAAUUGGCAUAAAGAAGUGGAGAAGGAUCUGGACAUGAGCCCCGAAAGCACCCCGAGGCCGGCACCUACAACCCCAAAGUCAAACGAACAGCUACGAAGAGGAAGGCCACGACUGGAUGAAAUUACCUCACUCAUUUUGGAAGGAUCUUCGUCACCAAGUGCAAUCAAAUGCAAUGUCUGCAACAGGGUAUUCCCGCGAGAAAAAUCUUUGCAAGCCCACGUUAGGACUCAUACAGGAGAAAAACCAUACAAGUGUGAUUACCCAAACUGUAAGCGGUCAUUUGCACAGAGCGGACAACUGAAGACCCACCAAAGGUUGCAUACAGGAGAAAAGCCAUUCAAGUGCUCCCAUCCAGACUGCCUGCGCAGGUUUACCCAUGCCAACAGGCACUGCAGCACUCAUCCGUUUGCGGUGCUGGAGAGGGACGAAGCAAAUGCACUCCAGCUGGCUGACAGCGAGAAUAAGAGCCAGGCUGUGCUGCUCUGGCUUGAGAAGUAUCAAAAGGAACGUCGCCAGCGAGGUUCGGGGAAAGUGAGGAAACUCAAGCAGGAACUGGAGCGGCAGGCCAUCAUUGAUGAGGAAGUACUUCGAAGCAAGAACGAAAGCGAAGACAUACUAGGGGCACUCGCCCUUAUGGAGCUGGCAUCUGCAACACCCAAGGCACCGCUUUUCGAGCCUUGCCAAGAACCCCUAGAUUUGAGGAAAAGGAAGUCACCACUCUGACAGGUGUCUCUGCAGCAUGAAACGUGCUGAAGAGUUAUGGAUGUGGAUGGCAUCGGCUGUGCUCGAGACUAUUAUAGUUUGCAAUGACAACUCUAACUGUUGCAGGGACAGACAACAGUUUGUACAUAUGUAAUAUGAAAUAAAUAUCAGUUUUAUGUUGGUUCAA